Messenger RNA from Cyclospora cayetanensis, 579 nucleotides. RefSeq names its product HD domain-containing protein 2. NCBI's taxonomy places the organism in Eukaryota, Apicomplexa, Conoidasida, Eucoccidiorida, Eimeriidae. The record is from RefSeq and is a predicted model, not a curated record. Bases 1 to 579 code for a protein of 192 amino acids. The transcript has 4 exons. Gene Ontology annotation, molecular function: 5'-deoxynucleotidase activity. Gene Ontology annotation, cellular component: cytoplasm.
AUGGAAGGCAUUACACAGUUUCUCGGCUUUGUUGGGAGCAUAAAACGAUUGAAAAGAGCUGGGUGGCUGCGACACAUAGAUUCCAGAGACGCAGAAAGCGUGGGGGACCACUCAUUCGGGGUUGCAGCUCAUUUUCUCGCUUUAUCGGAUAAAGAUCUUUGCGUCAAUGGCCAGUGUGCCGACAGGAGUCGGUGUAUCAUGAUGGCUCUGACCCAUGAUCUAGCCGAGUCCAUUGUAGGGGACAUUACGCCUCAAGACCCCGUAACCCCCAAAGAAAAGGCAAAAAGAGAAGGCGAAGCCAUUCGUACGAUCUGCAGUUCUCUUGAAAAAACGCGCGCAAACGAACUGAUAGAACUGUGGGAAGAAUACGAGCGAGGUCACAGUGCAGAGGCUCAAUUGGUGAAGGAUGCGGACAAGUUCGAUAUGAUUGUGCAGGCUUAUGACUAUGAACAGCGAUACGGAGUGUCUUUAGAGGAGUUUUUCGUGUCCACUGAAACAGUUUUCAAGACCGAUACUUUCAAAGCUCUAAGCCGCAAUCUUAGGGAUAAACGCAACACCUGGAUCAACAGCAAGCCCUAA